UGCCACAGGUGAUAAUGAUGCCAAUAAUUGCACACUAGGAACAACAAGUGACUUUUCAGAGUCAUCAGCAAUUGUACUCUUAAAAUAGUUUACCUGGAAGAAACUACUAAAUAACAUUUAGGACUACUCUGCUUCUACGGUUUAUUUUUUCACCUGUAAAAAGAGUGACGGAAAGAUGAAGAUUUCAGAAAGGCCCAGUGACACGGUCCGUCUCUCUGUAUUGGAACAUCUCCGUGUGGUUCACGGGAUAAAGCUGAAGAGCUGUGGAAGGAAGAAAGAGAGAAGGUUUACAGGUGGUACCAAAGUGUUCGGCGUUCCACUGGAGAGUUUGCCGUUGUGUUACAUGCCUCCGUGUGGGCUGCUACCCUGCUUUCUAGUGGAUGCCUGUGAGCAUCUACUGGAACAUGCUGGGACUGAUGGCCUUUUCAGAAAAUCUGGCUCUGUUGUUCGUCUGAGGACCCUUAGGGCCAAACUAGACCAUGGGGAGGCCUGUCUAUCCACAGCCCUCCCCUGUGACGUGGCCAGCCUUUUGAAGCUGUUCUGUCGUGAGCUUCCAGACCCCCUGUUCCCCUCAGACCUCCAUUCAGCCCUGCUGAAGGCCCAGCUAUUACCCACGUUGGAGGAGAGGGCCUUGGCCACCCAGCUGCUGUCCUGCCUACUGCCUGACAGGAACUUUGCCUUCCUCAGUUACUUCUUCCACUUCCUCUCAAAGGUCUCCCACAGGUGUGCAGAGAACCGGAUGACCAAUAGUAACCUGGCUGUGAUCUUUGCCCCGAGCCUGCUUCCCCCCAGCCACGGAACAGAGGGGAUGGACACGCAUAUGAAACUCAAGGCUGUGGUCUAUACCUUCAUAGAGAAUGUCCAUUCAUUUGGUGUGGUUCCUCGGGUGAUCAUGGAGGGCAUCCCAGGUCAUGCUGAGAUGUCUCCCUGCAGGAAGAGACGGCCACUCAGAAAGAGCCUGGGUUUGGAGACCUUCCCAGACAUUCAGCUUUUCAGGAGCAAAACAUUUUGCUCAGAGAAACCAGGCUCAAGUCCUUCAGCUCGGUUGGCUAGAUCUCCCUCCACCCCAGUGAGGACAGAGAGCUGUAGACUACAGAGCAAAACACUCAAAAGAAUAGAUUCGGGAAACGUUGGGUGUUUUUCAGCCAAAAGGCUGAAGGGAGGUGAUGGUAUCCGCAGGUAUCGUGGUCGGUCUGGUCUGGGAAAGCUGAACCUAAGCCCCUGGAAGAGCAGGCGACGCACCACUCUAUACAUUACAGGCUCCUGCUCCUCGCAUCCAGGAUACACGCUGACACCAGAGAUGGCUUCGGCAGUCAGGUUGAGUAGAUCAGUGCUUCUGAUUGUUCUGGUGUGUAUAGCGGGGCUGGCAUCGGCCCGGAGCCCCCGCACAGCGGACCAGGUAUCUGAGGCCGACAUUCAGCGUCUCCUACACGGAGUCAUGGAGCAGCUGGGCAUCGCUCGGCCCAGGGUCGAGUACCCUGCUCACCAGGCCACCAACAUCGUGGGGCCACAGAGCAUCCAAGGUGGAGCUCAUGAGGGACUGCAGCACCUGGGGCCCUAUGGAAACAUCCCCAACAUCGUAGCUGAGCUGACAGGGGACAACAUCCCUAAAGACUUCAGUGAGGACCAUGGAUACCCCGACCCUCCUAACCCAUGUCCAGUGGGAAAGACAGCUGCAGAUGGGUGUCUGGAAAACGCCCCGGACACAGCAGAGUUCAGCAGAGAGUUCCAGAAACAUCAGCACCUGUUCGACCCCGAGCAUGACUACCCUGCUCUGGCUAAGUGGAACAAGGAGCUGUUGUACCAGAAACUGAAGGGAGGAGCCAAAAGAAGAAAAAGGAGUGUCAAUAACCCCUACCUGAUGGGUCAGAGGCUGAACAAUGUGGUGGCCAAGAAGUCUGUUCCCCACUACCCAGAAGAGGACGAAGACUAUCACACCACCACUGCAACAAAAACCAGCACCUAAAACACACUGUAGUUUUAACAUUACUGGCCGCCAUGUUCACUUCACAUUAUCUCAAGUAGAUUUAAGCAAUAAGGUCCGAGGGGGUGUGAUAUAUGGCCAAUAUACCACGGCUAAGGGCUGUUCUUUCGCACGACACAACGUGGAGUGCCUAGAUACAGCCCUUAGCCGUGGUAUAUUGGCCAUAUACCACAAAUCCCCCGACGUGCCUUAUUGCUAUUAUAAACUGGUUACCAACAUAAUUGGAGCAGUAAAAAUACCCGUGUUAUACGGUCUGAUAUACCACGGCGUCAGCCAAUCAGCAUUCAGGGCUCCAACCACCUAGUUUAUAAUAAAACGUCACAUCAGACAAGUAUGUUCUCUAAAUGUGUUCCUUUUUCACCAUCACACAUCUUUGUUGACCUACGUAGCCUACUAACAAUGUUAGGUAUAGUAACACAGAGGUUUAUUGAUAUGUACCAAUUGUGUAAAAAAAUAAGAUAUUACCAUCUGUUAUCUUUUUUUCAAUCUAUCAAAAUGACUGUUGCUCAGGGUGGAAAAUGUAACAAGCUUAUGAGUUAUUUUGUGCCUGUGGUCCACUGUGGCAUGCAAUUCAGUAAUAUUAGAACAGCCUAUGAAGCUGAAUGUUGUCUCAAUUAUAUAUUUGAUCAAACCAAAAAUAUGCUGUUUGUGAUACAAAAUAUUUAAUCAAGUUGUUGUGAUUUAGCUUUUUUAAAUGUAUUUUGGCUCAAGCCAUUAUCUAACUCUCUUGCUGUUUUUUUGAUGAACAUUUGCUGUUAAUUCUUAAUAAUAUAAAAUAAAUGAUUUACUCUGCAAGUU
Oncorhynchus mykiss (rainbow trout) is the source of this 2782-nucleotide messenger RNA. Its product is annotated as inactive Rho GTPase-activating protein 11B. Gene Ontology annotation, biological process: signal transduction. NCBI's taxonomy places the organism in Eukaryota, Metazoa, Chordata, Actinopteri, Salmoniformes, Salmonidae. Gene Ontology annotation, molecular function: GTPase activator activity. The record is from RefSeq and is a predicted model, not a curated record.